Messenger RNA from Dentiscutata erythropus, 248 nucleotides. NCBI's taxonomy places the organism in Eukaryota, Fungi, Glomeromycota, Glomeromycetes, Diversisporales, Gigasporaceae. The record is from the annotation of a GenBank genome assembly.
AGCUUAUACGGCCUAUUCCCGUUACUUUUGAUGAAGCACAAUUACAAUUAGCUGAAACUUCCUUGAAAAAGGAAGAGAUAAUAUUCACAAUCGAAACAUUAAUUGGAUCCUUAAAUGAAGCUAAACGGCCACAAUUUAGAGGAUUAAGAUCAAAAAAAAAGGAUGAGUUAUUAACAAUUUUGCAACAGCUUCGAGAUCUCUAUAAUACGACUAAUGCUGAUGAAAUCGAAGAGGAAGAGACAAUAUAA